AUGGCGGGGGAAUUCAGCACUGGCGGCAGAAGCUGCAUUCCCCCGCUGGCGGCAGCAGUCGAGGAGGAAGAGCCUCUUCACCUCCUCGAAGCUUGCCGCAAAUUGCUUAUAGUAGAACAAAACUACACUCCGACAAAACUCUCCGGCAUCAAAUUCACACAAAUCGACGACGAGCAUAACUUCAACCAAACAUUUCGUUCGGUGACGGAGCUUAAAGAAAAGGGCGUUGAAUUCGAGGCCAGUUCUUCGUAUUCCGUCACCAACAUACAUUUUGAUUCCGGUCCCUUAUCAGGCCGGCUUCAUAUUCCGGCAAGGGUAGUUUCGUCCAUUUCCUUUGUAUUUCUAUCCAACAUGAUAGCGUACGAAAUGUCUCCGGGCUCGGAAACUGGAUUCGAGGUCCUUUCGUACGCGAAUUUCAUGAAAUCGUUAAUUGAAAGCCCCGCGGAUGUGAAGGAGCUACAAGAGAAGGGGAUUUUGAUCAAUAAGUUCCAAAACCACGAACAACUUUUGGAGGAAUUUAAAGGCGUGGACACUUUUGGGCUCGAUAAUUUGGAUAUAUUUAAGGAAGUGAGGCGGGAAAUCGAGGAGCAUUGUCGGAGCAAGGCCAAGACUUGGAUGGCUGAUUUGAUUCACACCCGAUUUCGAAGCCCGUGGACUGUUGUUGCAUUGCUUGCAGCUACCUUUCUUCUUUGUCUCACUUUUCUGCAGACCUUUUUCACCAUUCAUCCUGCAUUGUAA
Erythranthe guttata (spotted monkey flower) is the source of this 738-nucleotide messenger RNA. NCBI's taxonomy places the organism in Eukaryota, Viridiplantae, Streptophyta, Magnoliopsida, Lamiales, Phrymaceae. The record is from RefSeq and is a predicted model, not a curated record.